AUGGCCUCCAGCUUCAUGUUCUUCGUGUCCAUCCUCAUCUACCUCACUUCCUUCAUUGGCAUGAUCGGCAACCUCAUCGUCCUCUUCGCCUUCCUGACCCACGCCGUCCGGCGCAAAGCCCUCCAGCCUCUGGACCGCAUCAUAGUCAACAUGGGUUUGGUCAACUUCUUCCUCUGUUGCUACAAAGCCAUUCCUGGGAUGCUAGUUUUCAGCAGCACCAGAGUCUUCGGGGAAGAGGGAUGUAGGGUUCUCCUCUACACCUACCACACUCUGAGGCUGGUCAGCAUCUGGUCGGUGGAAAACCUGAGCAUCGUCCACCUCAUCAAGAUCCGGAGGCCCAGCUGCCGAUGGGCGAUGCUCAUCCACAGGCAUCAAUCACGCUACGUCAACGGGACCCUCGUGGGUUGUUGGGUGGCCAGUGUCCUCCUGCAGAUCCCUUAUUUGCAGUAUGAGAAGACCGGCGGUCAACGGAAUAAGACCAUCGCCUUCUUGGCUACUUCCACUUGCUUGAAAUCCACGGAAAGCUUCGCCAUGAAGUUUAGCACCUACGCCUCCAUCGGCCUCGACAUGGUCCUCAUUCUCUUGGUGGUCGUCCUCAACGGCUUCAUCGUCGACCUUCUCUGGAAGCACCACAGGAAGGUGAAAGCGUCGUCCUCCGCCGCCGCGGGGAGCAGGUGGAAUAAGCACACGGCCCAGGCCACCAAGAUCCUGCUCUCCUUGCUCUCCAUUUACGUGGUUUGCUGGAUCGCCAACGACAUGGUCUGGCUCACCAUCGUCCUGGGAUACAACAGGAACAGCACGGAGAGCAGCUUCCUGAAUGGCGUGUACGGCGUGCUCUCCUCCAUAUAUUAUUCCGCCAGCUCGUACGUGAUGGUCUUUGGGUACAAAAAGGUCCGCGAAUACCUCGCAGAAACCUGCUGGUGUUUGAGAUGUAGAAGGACCGCGGUGGCUCAAGCUGUCUCUUUGGCGGAUGCGCUUCCCAGAUGA
Molecule: messenger RNA, 987 nt
Organism: Thamnophis sirtalis
Lineage: Eukaryota; Metazoa; Chordata; Lepidosauria; Squamata; Natricidae
Product: olfactory receptor class A-like protein 4
Biological process (GO): G protein-coupled receptor signaling pathway
Cellular component (GO): membrane
Molecular function (GO): pheromone receptor activity
Source: RefSeq, a predicted model, not a curated record